GUAUUUAACGCUGCAAAUUAUUCUCCAUUCUCAAUCGUACGAGAUUUUGAUAGUGUGCUACAAUGGAUACUACGGAACUACCAUUGAACUUAUUCUCCGAUGGAACUCGAAGGAUUAAGCACUUUAGAGAAGAUAAUGUGGAUUGGUUCAGCAGUCUGCCCGAUUCUCUUGUUGUUCACAUCUUCUCUUUUCUUAAGAUGGAAGAGAUCAUUCGAACCAGCAUAUUAUCAAGAAGAUUUAGAUAUCUAUACCUUUCGGUACCAUACUUGGAUUUUGACUCGGAGGAACUCAGUGCCAAACUUGGAGACCAAUAUUGUAUGAGAACAUAUCUUGAUGAUUUUAUGUCUCAACGAAAUGAGAAUCGGAUGCUGAGGUUUCGCCUCCGAUGGUUAUGUUUUGAACCCCAAUCUGAUGAAAACCGUAUUGUUGCUUGGCUGUGUAAUGUGUUACAUUGUGGUGUCCAGGAGCUUGAUAUCGAAAUUUCCAUAGGAAGACAGGGAACCUUUAUACUGCCAGCCAUGAGCAGCUUCAGUUGUGGAUACCUGGAGGUGCUUAAGUUGAAUUUGCAUGGAGGUCAUCUUGUUCUGCCCUCUUCUGUAUUUCUCUCACUCCGGAUUUUAUCCAUGAAAUCUGUUAGAAUCUUCCACGAUUCUUUUGGAGACUGGAUUUCAUCUUCCUGUCAGCGGCUUGAAACUUUAAAUCUUGAAAAUGUUACUGGUAUCGUCAAGCUCCACGUUACCCAUUCAUUUUUAGAACAUCUAUUGAUUUCUCAACGCUCUGGUAAUUUGCUCAACAGGAUUGAUGUAUCGUGCGAGAGCCUUAAGACAUUAUCUAUCAAGUGGUUCUUUCAACUCCAUAAAACCAGAUCAUUAAAUAUUUCAGCCCCCAAUCUUCAAAAGUUCAAAUGGAUGGGAAAUAUCGUUAGCCAUUAUUCUCUUAAGAACAUUAUUUGUCUACAAGAUACCAUGCUCUUUCUUGUCCCUCCUCAGCCUGGAGUGAUGGAUAUGGAGAGCUUCAAGGUUGUUGACCUCCUCCACACUAUCAAGCAUGCCAGAGUUUUAGAACUGAAUUGCUGGUUGAUUGAGGCUCUAUCAAGGCAAGACUGCCUGCCACCUUCAUUAUAUGAUUUGCAAGACUUAGUUAUGGAUAUUAGCUGCUUGAAGGACUCCAUAAUCCCAGCAUUGGCUUCAAUUCUGAAGAAGUCUCCUCAUAUAAAGCACUUGACCAUAAGAGGCUGUGGCAGAUUGGGACUCGUUAUUCCUGGAAAUGUGGCUGCGGGCAAAUUUGGUAUGAUAUUUUGGGAAAAUGAACACUUCACCAAUCUUCGAGAAUUGAGGACAGUAGAGAUGGAGCUUAGAGGAGGAAAGAAUGAAAGAGCAUUUCUGCUACAUUUAAUAAGACAGGGAAAAGUAUUGGAAAAGAUAACCAUUCACACACGUGUUACUCAUCUUUGGUUAACAGCAACUGAUCAAUUUCUGCAAGGAGUCAAGUGGGCUUCUCCUUCUUUGCAAAUAUGCUUUGUAGAAUCACAAUCGGGUCAAGAUCUACUCAAUGAAUAGUACAGGUUUUUCUUCAAAACAAAUCAACCUGAGGACAAAGAUUUGUAGGUUUUACUUAUUUUGUUUUAUUUUGAUAAUGUCGGAUUUGGCAGGGGUUCUUUUGGAAUGAGCUGCGUAUUGGUGUCUGGUACACUUUAUAAGUGCAUAUUUGAACUGCCAUUAAAAUGAAAUCAUUCCAUUAUGCUUGUUU
Juglans microcarpa x Juglans regia is the source of this 1749-nucleotide messenger RNA. Its product is annotated as putative F-box/LRR-repeat protein At3g58880. Lineage: Eukaryota; Viridiplantae; Streptophyta; Magnoliopsida; Fagales; Juglandaceae. The transcript has 4 exons. The coding region runs from base 63 to 1559 and encodes 498 amino acids. The record is from RefSeq and is a predicted model, not a curated record. Gene Ontology annotation, molecular function: protein binding.